Messenger RNA from Paramormyrops kingsleyae, 2581 nucleotides. It is a transcript of the gene ndufs1, whose product is annotated as NADH:ubiquinone oxidoreductase core subunit S1. Gene Ontology annotation, biological process: ATP synthesis coupled electron transport. The record is from RefSeq and is a predicted model, not a curated record. Gene Ontology annotation, molecular function: iron-sulfur cluster binding; NADH dehydrogenase (ubiquinone) activity. Gene Ontology annotation, cellular component: membrane. Lineage: Eukaryota; Metazoa; Chordata; Actinopteri; Osteoglossiformes; Mormyridae.
UUGGAAGUUAAAGGCCCGAGGGAGUUCGGCUGCUUCCGUCACCCCUUCCGGUUUUACCCGAAGUCGCCAUUGCCGUGUGACGUAGAGUCGCUGCUCUAGUCCAGAAGGCCAAGUAGCGACGAGGUGGCGUCAUGCUGCGAUUGCCGGCCGUUACCCGCGCGCUGUCCGGUGUCGCCCCCUCCAAGGGGUUUGCGGCGGCCACCAGCAAUGUCCGCACAGCUGCUACCGCAGCCAGUAACCUGGUGGAGGUGUUCGUGGAUGGAAAACCUGUUAUGGUAGAGCCAGGAACCACAGUGCUGCAGGCCUGUGAGAAGGUCGGGGUGCAGAUACCGCGAUUCUGCUACCAUGAGCGUCUCUCCGUGGCCGGGAACUGCCGCAUGUGUCUGGUGGAGAUCGAAAAAGCCCCAAAGCCCGUGGCUUCCUGCGCCAUGCCUGUCAUGAAGGGCUGGAACAUUCUUACCAACUCAGAGAAAACCAAGAAAGCAAGGGAGGGUGUGAUGGAAUUUCUGUUGGCCAAUCACCCUCUGGACUGCCCCAUUUGUGACCAGGGAGGAGAGUGCGACCUUCAGGAUCAGUCCAUGAUGUUCGGUAGCGACCGGAGCCGAUUCACAGAGGGGAAGAGGGCCGUGGAGGACAAAAACAUCGGGCCCCUCAUUAAGACCAUCAUGACCCGCUGUAUCCAGUGCACACGCUGCAUUCGGUUCGCCAGUGAAGUUGCAGGUGUGGAUGAUUUGGGCACCACAGGACGGGGCAACGAGAUGCAAGUGGGCACUUACGUGGAAAAGAUGUUCAUGUCCGAGAUGUCGGGGAACGUGAUCGACAUCUGUCCUGUCGGGGCCCUGACUUCCAAACCCUAUGCGUUCACCUCCCGGCCCUGGGAGACCAGGAAGACUGAAUCGAUCGAUGUCCUGGAUGCGGUGGGGAGUAAUAUUGUAGUGAGCACAAGGGGGGGAGAGGUAAUGAGGAUCCUGCCACGCCUCAACGAGGACGUCAACGAGGAGUGGAUCUCGGAUAAAACGCGCUUCGCGUAUGAUGGGCUGAAGCGUCAGCGGCUCACUCAGCCCAUGGUGAAGGAUGCCUCAGGGCAGCUGGUGUCCACUGGCUGGGAGGACGUCUUGACGCGAGUUGCUGGCGUGCUCCAGGGGGUGCAGGGGAAGGACGUGGCAGCCAUUGCUGGCGGCCUGGUUGAUGCGGAGGCGCUGGUUGCCUUGAAGGACCUGCUGAACCGGCUGAAUAGUGACAGCCUGUGUACUGAGGAGCUUUUCCCUAUGGCUGGGGCUGGGUCUGACCUGCGAUCAAACUACUUGCUGAACACUGGCAUCGGCGGCAUGGAAGAGGCGGACCUGCUGCUUUUGGUUGGCACCAACCCUCGUUAUGAGGCUCCUCUGUUCAAUGCUCGUGUUAGAAAGAGCUGGCUUCAUAAUGAUCUGCAGGUGGCCCUGGUGGGACAUCAAGUGGAUCUCAGCUACACCUAUGAACACCUUGGGGAUUCUGCUCAGGUGUUGCAGGAGAUUGCUGCUGGGACACACCCCUUCUGCCAGAUCCUGGCAAAGGCAAAGCACCCCGUAGUGGUAGUAGGCAGCGCGUGCCUACAAAGAGGUGAUGGCACUGCGCUCCAUGCUUUGGUGUCCACCAUUGCCCAGAAUGCCCGUGCCAGCAGCGGUGUGCAGGACAGCUGGAAGGUUCUCAAUGUCCUUCACAGGGUGGCCAGUCAGGUUGCUGCACUGGACCUGGGCUACAAGCCUGGUGUGGAAGCCAUCAGGAAAAAUCCGCCCAAGGUGCUGUUUUUGCUUGGAGCAGAAGCCGGCUGUAUCACUCGACAGGAUCUGCCAAAAAACAGCUUCAUCAUCUACCAGGGCCAUCACGGAGACAUGGGGGCGCCCAUGGCUGACAUCAUCCUGCCUGGAGCGGCAUACACGGAGAAAUGUGCCACGUAUGUGAACACUGAGGGGCGGGCCCAGCAGACCAGGGUGGCAGUGACCCCACCGGGCAUGGCCAGGGAGGACUGGAAAAUCAUCAGGGCCAUUUCAGAACUGGUUGGUGUAACGCUCCCCUAUGACACUCUGGACGGGGUGCGUGACAGGCUAGCUGAGGUGUCACCCAACCUGGUGCGCUACGACGACGUGGAGGAAGCCAACUAUUUCAAGCAGGCAAACGAGCUGUCAAAGGCUGUCAACCAGACACUCUUGUCUGAGCCCCUGGUGCCCCCUCAGCUCACAGUGAAGGACUUCUACAUGACAGACCCCAUCAGCAGAGCCUCCCAAACCAUGGCCAAAUGCGUGAAGGCUGCAACCGAGGGCGCACAGGCCGUGGAGGAGCCAUCCAUCUGCUGAAGCGAAGUCCUGUGGUCCAACAGAAACCUGUGGGGGUCCCUCACCGGUUACCCCACUCCCCUUUCGAGCUGUGCACAAGCUUAGCACAGUUCAUGACAUUUACCCUUAAGUUAAACCUGAUUUGUGGUGCAGAUCUACAUUGAGUGACAUUAUCUUCAUGAGUGUAGUGCACUACUGCAUUGAAGAUAUGAGAUGCGUAUUUGUAACAAAGAUUAAAUGGUGUGAAUAAAAAUGUACAAUGCAAGCUA